CCAGAGUGAGGGAUGCUGGGAGGAGGAAGAGGAGGAGGUGACACCAGCAGAGGCUGCAGAGAUGCUAACAGCUCAGACACACAAACACACUCUGGCAGGAGCUAACUGCUAACACACACAGAGAGACAGACACACACACAGGCAGAGAGACAGACAGACACACACACACACACACAGGCAGACAGGUAAAGGCAGGCUGAAGCUGGCAGCACACACACUUUGUGUGAACUAGCUGCUGUUAGCAUGCUGUGGAGAGAAGGCUAAUCUACUGACACACACACACACACACACACACACGCAAAGCAAUGCAGUGUCCAGGGCUUUCAAUUGGACGGUGCAGAUGUAGUCAAACCUCAGAUUGACAAACACUUGAGUGGGGGGCGGAGCCUGCAGGUGGUGAUGUCAAAGCGAGGAGCAGGAGGGCGGGGUAAGGGGGAGCGACUGGACACCAUGGCAACUCUUCAAGCAGCCAAUGAGGAGCUCAGAGCAAAACUGACAGAGAUCCAGAUCGAACUACAACAGGAAAAGAACAAGGUGAGCCGACUGGAGAGGGAGAAAAGUCAGGAGCUGAAGGCAGAGCAUCACCGGGCGGCGGUUGCUGUGACUGAGCUGAGGACCAAACUCCACGAGGAGAAGCAGAAGGAGCUUUCACUCACCCGGGAGACGUUACUACGGCAACAUGAGAUGGAGCUCAUGAGGGUCAUAAAGAUCAAAGAUGGUGAAAUCCAACGUCUUAAUGGACUGGUGCUCACCUUAAGGGAUGGAUCCACAGACAAGGUGAGGAGCGCCCUGCUGGGGGAAGUGGAGGAGGCGAGAAGGAGCUGGGAGGCGGAGCGUUGUCGCUUCCAACACGAGAUUCUUGAGCUGAGAGGAGCAAAGAGGAAUGCUGAGGAGGCGCUGACAUCGGCUCAGCAGGCCUGCCAGGCCAGAGCAGCCGAGCUGCGAUCAGCUCAUCAUCAACACCAAGAGGAGCUUAACAGGACCAAGAGAGACUGUGAGAGAGAGAUUCGCCGCCUGAUGGAUGAGAUAAAGCUGAAGGACAGAGCUGUCAGUGUUUUGGACAAAGCCCUCGGUCUGCAGGCUGGACACGCCCACCGCCUCCAGCUGCAGACUCAGGCUGCUGAACAGCAAAUUGCAGCCCUGAGAGAUGCACAGAGGGCGGGGCUAAACCACCCCACUCUUAACCCUAACCCCAACAACGCUCCUCACAUUUCUCAGGAGGAUCGUGACACUCGGAGGUUUCAGCUGAAGAUAGCUGAGCUCAGUGCCGUCGUCAGGAAGUUAGAGGAUAGAAAUGCUCUACUGUCAGAAGAACGCAACGAAUUGUUGAAGCGCCUGAGAGAGGCCGAGAGUCAGUUUCUUCCUCUUCUGGACAAGAACAAGCGUCUGAGCCGCAAAAACGAAGAGCUGGCUCUAGCGCUGCGUCGACUCGAUAACAAGCUUCGCUUCGUCACCCAGGAGAAUCUGGAGAUGGUAACUAUGAGGAGGCCAAGUUCAUUAAAUGAUCUGGACCGCAGCCACUCCACCAGUUACCAUGGUUACAGUCAGGACGAGAGAGAGAUGGAGUUUCUGCGGUUACAAGUCCUGGAGCAGCAACACAUCAUUGAUGACCUGUCCAAGGCUCUGGAGACAGCUGGUUAUGUGAAGAAUGUGAUUGAGAGAGACAUGUUACUGAGGUACCGGCGUCAGGAAUCGGGGAGGAGGAAACGGACCUUCAGAGCCUGCAGGGUCAUUGAGACGUUUUAUGGCUAUGAUGAAGAGGCGUCUGUGGAUUCUGAUGGCUCGUCUUUGUCCUUUCACACUGACAGAACUCCAGAUACUGAACCAGACGAGGAUCUCUUUGAGAAACCGAAUGGCGGAAACUACGAUGCAGAGAAGGAGAUCAAGACCAGAGAGCAGCUGCUGAGUGAGAUCAGUCGAUACCAGAGCAGAGUUUCAGAUCUGGAAUCAGCGCUGAAGCAGCAAGGACUGGACCUGAAGUGGGUGGAGGAGAAGCAGGCGUUGUAUCGGAGGAAUCAGGAACUGGUGGCGAAGGUCAGGCAGAUGGAAGGUGAAGAGCUGCGACUGAAAAACGACAUCCAGGAUGCCAAAGACCAGAACGAGCUGCUGGAGUUCAGGAUCCUGGAGUUAGAGGAGAGGGAGCGGCGCUCACCCGCCAUCAAUUUCCAACAGCUCCAUUUCCCAGAAGGCCUCAGUCCUCUACAGGUUUACUGUGAGGCAGAGGGAGUCACUGACAUUGUGAUGAGUGAGCUGAUGAAGAAGCUGGACAUUCUGGGAGAUAACGCCGUAAGUAAUCUGUCCAAUGAAGAGCAGGUGGUGGUAAUACAUGCCCGGACGGUACUCACUCUAGCAGAAAAGUGGCUGGAGUCCAUUGAAGUGACAAAAUCGGCCCUGCAGCAGAAAAUGUUGGACAUCGAGAGUGAGAAGGAGCUGUUCAGUAAGCAGAAAGGUUACUUGGAUGAAGAGCUGGACUACAGGAAGCAGUCGAUGGAUCAGGCCCAUAAGAGGAUCCUGGAGCUGGAGGCCAUGUUGUUUGAGGCUCUGCAGCAGGAAGAGGAAUCCAAGAUAGAGGGAUUAAAGAUGGAGGGUCGACUGUCUGAGAGUCUGACAGAGGGAGAGCGAGAGGAGCUGAGGAGAGCCAUGGACCAGUGGAAACGAACUGUGAUGUGUGAGCUCAGAGAGAGAGAUGCCCAAAUCCUUCGAGAGCGGAUGGAACUACUGCAGCUCACCCAACAGCGGAACAAGGAGCUGGAAGAAUUUAUAGAAGCACAGAAACGACAGAUUAAAGAGCUGGAAGAGAAGUUCCUUUUCCUGUUUCUCUUCUUCUCUUUGGCCUUCAUCCUUUGGUCCUAACAGCAGCAGUGUGUGCAGACCACCACAGUCCAGCAGCUGAGUGGCCAGGUCAGCUCAGUCUGGAUCAGACCAGGAGGACCUGAAAGGAUUCCUGGAACCAGCAGCUCACCAACCGAGGGUCUAUGGGUUCUCUGUUGCCAGCCAAUCAGAGC
Molecule: messenger RNA, 3005 nt
Organism: Haplochromis burtoni (Burton's mouthbrooder)
Lineage: Eukaryota; Metazoa; Chordata; Actinopteri; Cichliformes; Cichlidae
Gene: jakmip3
Product: Janus kinase and microtubule interacting protein 3
Exons: 25
Coding region: 400-2853 (817 amino acids)
Molecular function (GO): microtubule binding; kinase binding
Source: RefSeq, a predicted model, not a curated record